Paramormyrops kingsleyae is the source of this 425-nucleotide messenger RNA. Lineage: Eukaryota; Metazoa; Chordata; Actinopteri; Osteoglossiformes; Mormyridae. The record is from RefSeq and is a predicted model, not a curated record.
UUCGGUGUUUUCCCGAAAGUGCUUUGUGGACCUGUAACCUUUCCCUUGAUCUGAAGCCGAUCUCGCCAGCAAUUAGGAAGUUGUCUGGGCUGCGUUGACGUUUUCUGUUUCCUGCCAAAGGAAAGGAGAGCCGGAGCGUGUGAGCCCCGCUUUGCCUCGUUUCUUUCUUUCUGUUUCCCCCGAAGCGGAUCCUUUCUGCCCCCGCUGUCAUGUCCAACAGCAGCGCAAACGGCACCCUGCUCAUGGCGCAGAAAGCCGUCAAGCAGCUGCGUUUCGAGGCCAGCAUGUCCAGGAUCAAGGUCUCACAGGCCGCCUCGGACCUGAAGGGCUUCUGUCUGCAGAAUGCACACAGGGACCCCCUCCUGAUGGGGGUGUCAUCCAGUGACAACCCCUUCAGACCCCCCAAGUCUUGCAGCCUCUUCUGA